Molecule: messenger RNA, 1767 nt
Organism: Acanthosepion pharaonis
Lineage: Eukaryota; Metazoa; Mollusca; Cephalopoda; Sepiida; Sepiidae
Source: the annotation of a GenBank genome assembly
AUGCCGAAAAGAUUUUCAUUGCUGCUAAUAUAUCUAUCUAUCUAUCUAUCUAUCUAUCUAUCUAUCUCAAUUUUCAUUGCUGCUAAUAUAUCUAUCUAUCUAUCUAUCUAUCUAUCUAUCUAUCUCAGUAUAUAUUGGUUUGGUUUGAUUUUUAUUGCCGCUAAUAUUUUUAUCUAUCUAUCUAUCUAUCUAUCUAUCUAUCUAUCUAUCUAUCUCAGUAUAUAUUGGUUUGGUUUGGUUUGUUUUACGGCAUAUCAACACCUCAAUGGGUUAUUUAAUGUCGACAAGAUUUUUAUUGCUGCUAAUAUUUCUAUCUAUCUAUCUAUCUAUCUAUCUAUCUAUCUAUCUCAGUAUAUAUUGAUUUUUAUUGCUGCUAAUAUUUCUAUCUAUCUAUCUAUCUAUCUAUCUAUCUAUCUAUCUAUCUCAAUUUUUAUUGCCGCUAAUAUUUUUAUCUAUCUAUCUAUCUAUCUAUCUAUCUAUCUAUCUCAAUUUUUAUUGCCGCUAAUAUUUUUAUUAUCUAUCUAUCUAUCUAUCUAUCUAUCUAUCUAUCUAUCUCAAUUUUUAUUGCUGCUAAUAUUUCUAUCUAUCUAUCUAUCUAUCUAUCUAUCUAUCUAUCUAUCUCAAUUUUUAUUGACGCUAAUAUUUCUAUCUAUCUAUCUAUCUAUCUAUCUCAUCUCCCUCAUCUCUCCGCAUUUAUCUCUCUUUCUCAUUUUCUCCAUAUCUCUUUCCUUCUUCCUCCUUUUCUCUUCAUUUCCUCUCUUUCAGCCUCGCUUAUCCCCUUUCUUUUUUUUUCUUUCUCUCUCUCUUUCUUUUAUCUUUGUUUUCCUUGUCUGUUUUACUUUUUUGUUUUUCCUCCUCCAUCUCCUCUUCUUUUUCUUCUUUUCCUCCUCCUCUACUUCUUCUUCUUCUCGUUUUUCUUUUUCUUCUUCUUCUUCUUCUUCUUCUUCUUCUUCUCUGUCUUUUUCUUCUUUUUCUCCUUCUUCUUCUUCCUCUUCUCCUUCUUCUCCUCCUUCUUUUUCUUCUUCUCCUUCUUCUUAUUCUCCCCUCCUCCUUCUUCUUCUUCUUUUUCUUUUUCUUUUUCUUUCUUAUUCUUCUUCUUCCUCUUUUCCUUUUUCCUCUUCUUCUUCUUUUUCUUUUCCUUUCUCUUUUUCUUCUUUUCCUUUUUCUUCUUCUUCUUUUUCUUUUCCUUUUCUUCUUUUUUUUCUUCUUCUUCUUCUUUUCCUUUUCUCUUUUUUCUUUUUUCUUUUUCUUUUCUUCUUUUCUUUUCUUUUCUUUUCUUCUUUCUUCUUCUUCUUCUUCUUCUUCUUCUUCUUCUUCUUUCAUAACUCAUUUAUCAUUUUCUUCUUUCUAUUUUUUUCUGUCUUUUUCUUUUUCGGUGUCUUUGUUUUAUUUCUUUCUCCCCCCCCCUUCCUCCUGUGUUUGGAAACAAGACAAAAUGAUUCUAUUUCUUUUAUUGCUCUUUCUGUUUCUUUUAUUGUCCUCUCUGUUUCUUUUAUUGCCCUCUUUAGGUUUUUAUUGUCCUCUCUGUUUCUUUGUCUUUUCUGUUUCUUUUAUUGUCCGGACUGUUUCUUUUAUUGUCCGAACUGUUUCUUUUAUUACCUUCAUUGCUUCUUUUAUUGUACUUUGUUUUUUAUUGCACUCACUGUUUCUUUUAUCCUCCACUCUGUUUCUUUUAUUGUCCUCAUUGUUUUUUUUUUAUUGUCUUUUCUGUUUCUUUUAUUGUCCUCUCUGUUUCUUUUAUUAUCCAUUCUGUUUCUUUUACUCUAA